This is a messenger RNA of Penicillium manginii, 372 nucleotides long. RefSeq lists its product as uncharacterized. Lineage: Eukaryota; Fungi; Ascomycota; Eurotiomycetes; Eurotiales; Aspergillaceae. The transcript is spliced from 2 exons. The record is from RefSeq and is a predicted model, not a curated record. The coding region runs from base 1 to 372 and encodes 123 amino acids.
AUGCUAAUUUCCGGACCGCUGCUGCUUUUAUACGAACCUCCAGAACUAAAUUUUGUUGCCUUUUGGGUUCCAGCUGUUCUUGCGCUUGUUAAGCGGCUCGUCACUACAGUUGCUUGCGAUGGGGUUGCUUGUGAUGGGGUUACUCGCGACGGAGAUGCUCUUGAUGGAGAUGCUCGCGAUGGAGAUGUUCGCGAUGAAGAUGCUCGUGAUGGAGAUGCUCGCGAUUGGGUUGUUCGCGACGAGGUUGCCCACGAUGGGGUUACACGUGACAGGGUUGCACGCGAUAUGGCUGCUUGCGACGGGGUGGUUAUCGAUGCUUGUACAGGGAAGUCUGCUUCUGGUGUAGGCCAAAUGGGUCCAAAGCCGGAGUGA